AUGCCUCGCCACUACUCCGCAGCCACCCAAUCACCCCAAAAGAUCCUCCCUUUGGAUGGCGUCACAGUCGUCAGCCUGGAACAUGCCAUAGCAGCUCCCUUCUGCACCCGCCAACUCGCCGACCUAGGCGCCCGCGUCAUCAAAGUCGAACGCCCAGGCGAGGGCGACUUUGCCAGGAACUAUGACUCGAGGGUCCGAGGUCUGGCAUCGCACUUUGUCUGGACCAAUCGCUCCAAGGAGAGUCUGGCGCUCGACCUCAAGAACCCCAGGGACUUCAAGGUGCUCAAGGCACUCCUGGCCAAGGCUGAUGUUUUGGUGCAGAACCUCGCUCCAGGAGCUAGUCAGCGUCUUGGGCUCUCUUUUGAUGCGCUCAAGGAUGGGAAUGAGGGUCUUAUCGUGUGCGACAUCUCGGGAUAUGGCUCAAAUGGACCGUACCGGGAUAAGAAGGCCUACGACUUGCUAGUCCAGAGUGAGGCCGGCCUGCUCUCCGUGACGGGAACAGAAUCUGAGCCAGCCAAGGUUGGAAUCUCCAUCGCCGACAUCUCAGCCGGAACAUUUGCCUUUCAAAACAUCCUCGCUGCACUCCUCAAGCGAGGAAAGACGGGUAAAGGCUCGCACAUUGAUAUAUCCAUGCUCGAGGCCAUGACUGAGUGGAUGUCCUUCCCUUUGUACUACGCCUUUGAGGGACAAUCUGGUCCGAGCCGUGCUGGCGCAGCACACGCCGCCAUCUAUCCCUACGGUCCGUUUGACACAGCGAAUGGGGGAUCAGUCAUGAUGGGGGUGCAAAAUGAGCGCGAGUGGGCAAAGCUAUGCGCCGGAGUGCUGGGGAACGCAGAUCUUGCCAAGGAUGUGCGGUUCAACAGUAACUCGCUUCGAGUCCAGAAUCGAGUAGCUCUCAGAGAGAUCAUCUGCGCCGCCUUUUCAGACCUCAGUUCGACGGAAGUCCUUGCCAGGUUGGAUAAGGCUGGCAUUGCCAACGCAAACGUCAACGAUAUGCAGGGUGUCUGGGAACACCCCCAGCUCAAGGCCAGGGGCAGGUGGACAGAGAUUGACACUCCAGCUGGCAAGGUUCCUGCUCUUCUCCCACCCGGCGUCCCUGAUGUGGACUCUGCGAGGAUGGAUCCUGUUCCCGCCUUGGGGCAGCAUAACGGGGCUAUUUUGAAGGAGCUUGGCUUCUCUGAAUAG
This is a messenger RNA of Fusarium vanettenii 77-13-4, 1185 nucleotides long. RefSeq lists its product as uncharacterized. The record is from RefSeq and is a predicted model, not a curated record. The transcript has a single exon. Gene Ontology annotation, molecular function: catalytic activity. Bases 1 to 1185 code for a protein of 394 amino acids. Lineage: Eukaryota; Fungi; Ascomycota; Sordariomycetes; Hypocreales; Nectriaceae.